GAUUGACCGUGCCAUGGCAUCAGCGCAGUUUUCGCCGUCCGAAGAGAUUGUGCCCAAGCACGAGACGCUCGCGAGCCACCUCCUCCAGCUCUACCCCGAGUACGACGGUCGCAACACGGUCGUCGCUAUCUUCGACACGGGUGUCGACCCCGGCGCGCCCGGCCUCCAGUUCACGUCCGACGGGAAGCGCAAGAUCAUCGACGUCGUCGACGCCACGGGCUCGAGCGACGUCGACAUGGCGACCGUGCUCUCGCCGACCGACGGCAAGCUCACAUUGGCGUCCGGCAAGGUGCUCACGCUCAACCCGGCCUGGACCGCGACCGAGUUCCGCGUUGGCACCAAGCGCGCGUACGAUCUGUACCCGGACCCGCUCGUCGCGCGCAUCAAGACCGAGCGCAAGGAGAAAUGGGACAUUGCGGACCGCGAAGCUAAAAACGCCGUCCAAUCCGCGCUCGCUGCGUGGACGGCGGCCCACGGCGCAGCGCCGACGCCAGCCGACCUCGAGGCGCGCCUCGACCUCCACGCCCGCCUCGAGCUGCUCGAGAAGACGGCGUUCGAGGACCCGGGUCCGAUCUACGACUGCGUGACCUUCUUUGACGGCACGCAGUGGCGCGCCGCCGUCGAUGCGUCCGAGUCGGGCGACUUGACGUCCGUGCAGGCGAUGACCAACUACCGCGUCGCACACGAGUGGAGCACGUUCGAUGACGCGUCGCAGCUCAAUUAUGCGCUCAACAUUUACGACGACGGCAAGGUGCUUAGCAUCGUCUGCGACGCUGGAUCGCACGGGACGCACGUGGCGGGGAUCGUGGCGGCGUACGAUGCGGCCGACGCCAAGAACAAUGGCGUCGCGCCGGGUGCGCAGAUCGUCUCGGUCAAGAUUGGCGAUUCGCGGCUCGGCAGCAUGGAGACGAUUGUUGGUAUUGCCCGCGGGGCGCUGGCCGUGCUCGACAACAAGUGCGACGUGGUCAACAUGAGCUACGGCGAGUUUGCGUCCACGCACAACAGCGGCCGCACGAUCGACGUGAUCCAAGAGCUCGUCGACCGCCACGGCGUCACGUUUGUGAGCAGCGCCGGCAACGAAGGCCCGGCCCUCGGCACGAUCGGCGCGCCCGGCGGGACCUCGGGGUGCAUUCUUGGCGUCGGUGCGUACGUCUCGCCGGCCAUGAUGGCGGCCGAGUACUCGAUGAAGGACACGCCGUCGAGCGCUGUCGGCCUCUACACGUGGUCGUCGCGCGGCCCGACGUACGACGGCGACGUCGGCGUCAACGUCUGCGCGCCUGGUGGCGCCAUCACGUCUGUGCCCAACUGGACGCUCACGAAGAAGAUGCUCAUGAACGGCACGUCCAUGUCGUCGCCCAACUGCGCUGGCAACGUCGCGCUGCUCAUUAGCGGCCUUAAGGCCCAAGGCAUCGCGUACACGCCGUACUCGCUCCGCCGCGCACUGGAAAACACGGCGAUCUCGGUGCCGACGGCCGAAGCCUUCUCGAUGGGCCGCGGUCUCAUCCAGGUGCUGCCUGCGCUCGAGUACCUCGUGCAGCACGCCAACAACUUUGACGGGAGCAAGAAGUUUCCGCUCUAUCAUGACAUUCGCGUCCCGAGCCGGCACAACGCCCGUGGCAUCUACCUCCGCGAAGUCGCCGAUCUCGCUGACAACAGCCUCGCCGUGGUGGUCACACCGGUGUUUCAUAAGGACGCCGAGAACGCAGACCGCAUUGCGUACGAGACGCACCUUCGCCUCGUGCCAACCAAGCCGUGGAUCCGGUGCGCGGACGCCCUUACGCUCUUGCACCAAGGACGCAACUUUAAGGUGGACGUGGACACGGCUGUCUUGACGCCCGGAGCGCACUAUGGCGAAGUGGUUGCCUACGACCGCGAGAAUCCGAGCCGCGGCGCCGUCUUUCGCAUUCCCGUGACGGUUGUCAAGCCCGAGGUGCUGCCGGCCCCCGAGACGAGCCUGGUCAAGGCCAUGGUCCCCGGUGCGAUUGCGCGCACGUUUUACCACGUACCCGAAGGUGCGACGUGGAUGAACGUGUCGGUGUCGCGCCGCGCCGACGGCUCGGAGCCCAGCCGCGUGCUGUACGUCUUGCACUUGAUGCAGCACGCGCUCCAUGCGCGUCAGAGCGCGACGUCGACGCACCACUAUCUGUAUGUCGACAGCACGGGCGACGUGACGCACAGCUUUCCGGUCCGCGCCGCGUCGACGGUCGAGCUCUGCUUGGCGCAAAACUGGAACUCGAUCGGGGCGACGACCGCGCACAUGGACGUCGCGUUCCAUGGCAUCGAGCCGACGCCGACCGCGGUCCAUUUGGUCGGUGGCGAUGCGUAUGCGCGCGUGGACGUGCGCUGCCCGCUGCGCAACGAAGCGAUUGCGCCCAGCGCCGUCCUCAACAAGUGGACGACGCGUCUGCGUCCGACGUCAUCGGUGGUCUCGCCGCUCGGUCCGCGCGACAAGUUUUCGGAAAACCGCCAGACGUACCAGCUGCUCUUGACGUACACGCUCAAGAUGGCCGAGGAUGGCAAGGUCACGCCGUCGCUACCGCUGGUCAACGGCCGUCUCUACGAGUCGCCGUUCGACGGCCAAAUGCUCUUGGUGUUUGACGAGCAGAAAAAGUACAUGGGCGUUUCGGACGCCUACCCGCGACCGAUCUCGCUCAAGAAGGGCACGUACACGGUCCGCGCGCAGCUCCGGCACCAAGACCCGUCGAUCCUCGAUGGGUUGAAGACCGCUGUGCUGGCCAUCACACGCGACAUCAAGGACGUCGCGAUCACGAUCUACGACAGCCCGGACGGUCCAUCCACAAACGGCAAGGCCGUGGGCACCAAAACGCUCAAGAAGGGCGUGUACUCGACCGUCUUUGUGGGCGAACCAGCGUUCGACAAGCUCCCCAAGGGUCUGGCUGCUGGUGACACGCUCGCGGGCUCGAUCACGUACGGCCAAAAGCACAAUCACUUCAAGGGUGUCUCGCAAAAGCCCGAUGGCUUUCCGCUGACGUACACGGUGCCGUCCGCGCCCACGCCGGUCAAGGAGCCCGAGGCGGUUGUUCCCGAGGACGUGCGCUCGGAAGACGAGCUCGCCAACGACGCGGUGCGCGACCUUCUUGUCGCGCGGCUUGUCAAGCUCCAGGGCAAAGAGGAGUUUCUUGCGCGCUGGACCGCACUCUGCGAGACGUACCCGGCGCACUUGCCUCUUCUCCAGGCGCGGCUCCACCACUACAAGCACGACGCGCACACCGAGAUUGCAGCGGCAGCCGACGCUGUGCUCGCUGCCAUCGACGCGGACGCACUGGCAGCCCACUACGGGCUCAAGCUGCUUCCCAACGACGCGGCGGCCGCGAAAGUGCGCAAGACCAAGGAUGCUGAGAAGGCGGCGCUCGUGGAUGCGCUGAGCCGCAAGGCGCGCGCGCUCGGUACCGCGGGCGACGUCGAUGGUUUCCAGGCCGCGUUUACCGCGCUGCAGCAGUGGGCCGACGUUUCCGAGGCAGCGCAUGUGCACGCAAGCCUGCUCCAGCACGCGGCGCACCCGGGCUUGGCGUUGCAGCGACUCCAGAAGCUCGAUGCGCUGGCCAUGGACGAGCGCGAGAAGCACUUGACGCAGCGUGACUUGCACAAGGCGCGCAUCGACCUCUACACAUCGCUCGGGUGGAAGCACUAUGCUUCGUACGCGGCCAACUGGCAAGUGCUCAACGCGCCGGCCGACUAUGCGCUCUUUUAAACGCUCGAUUGCGUUGGAAUCGCUUGAAGUGGCUUCCAAA
Saprolegnia parasitica CBS 223.65 is the source of this 3752-nucleotide messenger RNA. RefSeq lists its product as hypothetical. Gene Ontology annotation, molecular function: tripeptidyl-peptidase activity; serine-type endopeptidase activity. Gene Ontology annotation, biological process: proteolysis. The transcript is spliced from 14 exons. Lineage: Eukaryota; Oomycota; Saprolegniomycetes; Saprolegniales; Saprolegniaceae. The record is from RefSeq and is a predicted model, not a curated record. The coding region runs from base 14 to 3712 and encodes 1232 amino acids. Gene Ontology annotation, cellular component: cytosol.